AUGAAGUUCCUCCACACCGUGGCCCAAACAGCCACGCUGCUCCUCUCGCUCGGCGCCUCCGUCGAAGGCUUCAACCGCGCCCGCAACGACGCCUGCAAACCACACCACCCGUUCCGCCCGCUGCCCGCCAGCACACCACGCACCAAGACCUGCCAUGUGCGCAGCCACGGCGACGGCACCGAUGACGCAGCCUUCGUGCUGUCCGCGCUGCGCAAAUGCAACAACGGCGGGAAGGUCGUCUUCGACGCGGACAAGGAGUACACGAUCGGCACGGCGCUGGACAUGACCUUCCUGCGGCACGUGGAUCUCGAAAUCCUCGGCCGCAUCCAGUUCACCAACGACACGGACUACUGGCAGGCGCAUGCCUUCCGGCAUGGCUUCCAGAACGCGACGACGUUCUUCCAGCUCGGCGGGACGGACGUGAACGUGUAUGGCAGCGGCACGCUGGACGGCAACGGCCAGGUCUGGUAUGAUCUGUAUGCGGCCGAGCCGCUGACGCUGCGGCCAAUUCUGUUGGGCGUGAUCGGGUUGCAUGGCGGCACGAUUGGGCCGUUGAAGUUGCGGUAUUCGCCGCAGUGGUAUCAGCUCGUGGCGAACUCGACGGAUGUGUUGUUUGAUGGGAUUGAUAUUAGUGGGUAUAGUUCGAGUAAGAACACGGCGAAGAAUACGGAUGGAUGGGAUACGUAUCGCUCGUCGAAUAUUGUCAUCCAGAACUCGGUGGUGAAUAACGGUGAUGACUGCGUCUCGUUCAAGCCGAACAGCACCGACAUCCUCGUGCAGAACAUGCACUGUAACGGGUCGCACGGCAUCUCCGUCGGCUCCCUUGGCCAGUACAAGGGCGAGAUCGACAUUGUCAAGAACAUCCUCGUCUACAACAUCUCCAUGUACAACGCCUCGGACAUGGCACGCAUCAAGGUCUGGCCCGGUGUGGACUCGGCCUUGUCCGAGGACCUGCAGGGCGGCGGCGGUAGCGGCGCCGUCAGCAACAUCACCUACGACCGGAUGUACAUUGAGAACGUGGACUGGGCGAUCGAGGUGACGCAGUGCUACGGGCAGAAGAACCAGACGCUGUGCAACCAGUACCCUAGCAAUUUGACCAUCUCGGACGUGCAUAUCAAGAACAUGUGGGGGACUACGUCGGGGAAGCGCGACCCCAACGUGGGCACGAUAGUGUGCUCCAGUCCUGAUGUCUGCUCGGACAUCUAUGUCACCAACGUCAACGUUACGAGUCCCAGCGGAACAGACGACUAUAUCUGCACGAAUGUCGACGAGUCUCUCCUCGACGUCAACUGCAGCUCGGGCUAG
Molecule: messenger RNA, 1305 nt
Organism: Aspergillus terreus NIH2624
Lineage: Eukaryota; Fungi; Ascomycota; Eurotiomycetes; Eurotiales; Aspergillaceae
Product: putative extracellular exo-polygalacturonase
Exons: 7
Coding region: 1-1305 (434 amino acids)
Biological process (GO): carbohydrate metabolic process
Molecular function (GO): polygalacturonase activity
Source: RefSeq, a predicted model, not a curated record